UGAUAUAUACAAACAAACAUCAAAGGGUGAAAAUGGUGACCCUGGCCCUAUUGGACCUAUAUAGGACCGAGGGGUGUACCUGGGUCACCUGGCCCUCCUGGUGCACCAGGACCUUUAAGUAAUAACUUCAUGAUGGACACUUUCAAGGAUUUGGAGGGUUCUGGUGAAAGCAGAUUGUUUCUUGGAGACGGAAUUUCAAAAGGUUAUCAAGGGCCUCCUGGUCUGCCUGGCCCACCAGGACCUCAGGGACUUCCUGGUGCUGAUGGAGCCCCUGGUUUGUCUAUAAAGGGUGAACCAGGAUCCCCAGGAAAGGAUGGAAUACUAGGCUCAGCUGGUUUACCUGGUGCCAGGGGGCCAAUGGGGUACAAGGGCAGUCCAGGAGAGAAGGGUGCAAGGUUGUGAUGGUCUGAGCAUCAUAGGGCUUCCCGGUCC
Sinocyclocheilus grahami is the source of this 432-nucleotide messenger RNA. Its product is annotated as complement C1q subcomponent subunit C-like. The transcript has 8 exons. The record is from RefSeq and is a predicted model, not a curated record. Bases 130 to 402 code for a protein of 90 amino acids. NCBI's taxonomy places the organism in Eukaryota, Metazoa, Chordata, Actinopteri, Cypriniformes, Cyprinidae.